AAUGUACUGAUUGACAUAUGUCAUUAUAAGUCACUUUAUAUUCCAAUCCGUCUUUUAAUCAAUUGUCUCUAAACAGUGUUUAUAGUAGACAAGUGUAGGAACUGGAAAGUAUUAUUUACAUACAUACAUCGAGAUGGCUAGAGGUGGAAUGCGUGGUCGAGGCGGCAUGAAUCGAAGCGUCGGUGGACGUCCUCCAUUUAAAGUAAAGAUGUUUUUGCCUAGACAUCCCUUCGAUUUGGCCCUUUGUGAAUCAUCAUUUCCCCGUACGAAAGCAGCCCCUGACGACUCGGCGUUUACACAAGCUCUCUUGAAGCGAAAUGCAGAUUUAUCUCCUACACCUCAUGAACAAACCGCUAUUUUAAAUCUUGUCACCAAAAUUCAAACAGUUUUGGACAACUUGGUUGUGGCACCUGGAAAUUUCGAUGCUUGUCAACUUGAUGAAGUUCGACAAGUGGGUUCUUUUAAGAAGGGAACCAUGCUUGCUGGUCACAACAUUGCAGACAUAGUUGUUAUUCUCAAAACACUUCCAACUAGAGAAGCGGUAGAAGCAUUGGGUAACAAAGUACGUGAUGAUCUUCGUAAUCUUAUGAAAAAUGAAAUUGUUCAAAAGGGAGAACAGCUUCAACACACUACGAAUGAAAGGGGAAUCGAAAUCAGCAAUGCAUUUGCUUGUGUCAGAGUAAUGGUUACCACGGUACAUCAUAAUAUAAGAAAAUUGGAUCCUGAAAUUCAUUUGGAUCAAAAAAUCAUGUUGAGUCAUCUAGCAGCAAUUCGUCAUAGUAGAUGGUUUGAAGAAAAUGCUCAUCAUUCGUCUAUUAAAGUUCUGAUUCGUUUAUUGAGAGACGUUCGGAAUCGAAAUGAAGGUUUUGAACCUUUGACACCUUGGAUGUUAGAUCUUUUAGCUCAUUUUGCUAUAAUGCACAAUCCAAGUAGGCAAGCUUUACCAUUAAAUGUUGCUUUCCGAAGGGUCUUCCAGCUUCUCGCUGCUGGUCUCUUCCUCCCAGGUUCAGCAGGUAUUACAGACCCGUGUGAAGGUGUUAGCCUUAGAAUACACACAGCAAUGACAUUAGAACAACAAGAUAUAUGUUGUUUAACAGCCCAAUCUGUAGUUAGAGUGUUAGCUCACGGAGGCUAUAAACAUAUCCUUGGUUUGGAAGGUAAUGCUAACAUAGCCCAAGAGUUGACAGUUUGGGAUGGAAUUGUAGUUUCUCCAUUAGACAAAGCUUAUGAAAAUCCACCAGAAAAGAAAGAUGGAGAUGAAGAUGAGGAUAUGGAGGCAGAUGGAGAUGAAAAUAUGGAAACUCAAGAUGCAUAGUUUAUUGAAUUAUUUGGUAAUUCAGUUAACAGGAAUCAAUCAAGUUGUGAAUUGAAAGUGCAAAACUUUACACUAAUUCACAGUCAAUUUCAGUUUAAAUAUAAUCUUUAUUUAUUAUAAGAUUUACUUUUUGUAAAAUUUCUAAUUGUACUUUUGAUAUUUGUUUAUGUAAAUGGUACAAAUAACUUGGACUGUCCUAUGAUUAAAAUACAAUAUAAAUUCGAAUUAAGUUGAAUGUAAUUUGAUGAAAUAUUUCUUUUAUAGUGCAAAAGAAUCACAAUGGAUUUUGUCGAAUAAUGUACUAAAUAACUGCACAACUUUGACAAAAAAAAAAUACAUAACAAAAGUUUUCUUUAAA
This is a messenger RNA of Diorhabda carinulata, 1673 nucleotides long. Its product is annotated as interleukin enhancer-binding factor 2 homolog. The transcript has 3 exons. Bases 134 to 1315 code for a protein of 393 amino acids. Lineage: Eukaryota; Metazoa; Arthropoda; Insecta; Coleoptera; Chrysomelidae. The record is from RefSeq and is a predicted model, not a curated record.